AUGGCUUCUCUACAGCCCGAAGCUCUCUUCUCCCCCGUCCUCCAUUCCGAGCGUCUUACCCUGACCCUCUUUGACAUGGAGAACAAGGACGACAUGGACUUUGUCGUCAUGAUGUUCAACCAGGAAAUGCCUCCCGGCUCGGCCCCCUCAGGCGGCGACUGGACCGCCCAAGACAUCCGCCGCCUCACCUGGUCCAUCAUGCCCAAGCCAUCCGACACCCACGGCCGCCUCUCGAAAGACGCCGGCAUCUACAUUGUGCGUAUAGGCAGUGACCCCAACGGACCGCGCAUCGGCGUGCUGAACCUCUGUCGCCGCACGCCCGCUGUCCCGCUGGAUCUGGGCUACAUGCUGAGACCAGAGUAUCGCAACCAGCGCUACGGCACCGAGGCGGUGGGGAGGGUCCUCAAGUACUUUACGGACGAGUUUGGCAUCAAGGAGAUUUGCAUCGUGACCAACGAAGCAAACGUCCCGUCGGUGAAGAUGGCGCGGAGGCUGGGCUUGGUCGAUGGCGGCUGGGUUACGAUGAACGGGAACAGGUUUGUUGUGCUUGUGUUGCCUGGGAUGAAGAAGUUGGAGGGACAAGAGUUUCCGUUUUGGGGAGAUGGCGAGGAGCCUCAGGUUUGA
Trichoderma reesei QM6a is the source of this 624-nucleotide messenger RNA. RefSeq lists its product as uncharacterized. NCBI's taxonomy places the organism in Eukaryota, Fungi, Ascomycota, Sordariomycetes, Hypocreales, Hypocreaceae. The transcript has a single exon. The record is from RefSeq and is a predicted model, not a curated record. The coding region runs from base 1 to 624 and encodes 207 amino acids. Gene Ontology annotation, molecular function: acyltransferase activity, transferring groups other than amino-acyl groups.